AUCUCUACCAUGUAGAUCACUUCAUGGGGGCGAUAGGAAACUUCUGCCCAGAGCUCAUCAACUGCUCCUCCUUCAAGAUCGGACCCGAGCGGCAGCUGCCGGGCGGCGGCGCGGGCUUCCAGGUGCAGGUCACCGCGGUCAACGGCGGCGGCGCGACGUUUGACUUUGUGCUGCUGCGGCAGGAAUGGGGGCUGCGCAAGGGCAGCUGGCAGACCAAAAGCCUCACGCGGUCUGAAGCGCAGGCCUAG
This is a messenger RNA of Monoraphidium neglectum, 248 nucleotides long. RefSeq lists its product as hypothetical. NCBI's taxonomy places the organism in Eukaryota, Viridiplantae, Chlorophyta, Chlorophyceae, Sphaeropleales, Selenastraceae. The transcript has a single exon. The annotation marks the transcript as partial. The record is from RefSeq and is a predicted model, not a curated record.